AUGUAUCGACUAGCAAAGAAUCUUUCCCGUGGCUAUGCCACAGUUAGCGGUCGCAAAAAUGUUGUUAUUGCGUCAGCGGUGAGGACGCCAAUCGGUCGUUUUAAUGGAUCACUGAAGAAACUCACUGCCCCGGAACUUGGUGUCGUGGCUACAAAAGGCGCGAUUGAAAAAGCUGGCUUAAAACCAGAACACAUUGAAGAAAUCUAUUUUGGCAAUGUCCUGCAGGCAAAUAUAGGUCAAUCUCCUGCACGACAAGUCGCCCUUGGAUCAGGUUGUCCAACUUCAACUGAAGCGACAACAAUCAAUAAAGUUUGCGCAUCUGGUAUGAAAGCCGUCAUAUUGGCCGCACAGAAUUUAGCACUAGGUGAUAGAUCAAUCAUGGUUGCUGGUGGAAUGGAGAGUAUGUCUAAUACACCAUUUUAUUCUUCUAGAAAUGCCGUUUAUGGUCAUCAGCAAUUGAUCGAUGGUAUAAUUAAGGACGGAUUAUGGGAUGUCUACGAUCAGAUACAUUUUUUCAUACAGCAUGGUACAGUGGGCAAUUGCGCGGAGAAUACAGCAAAGAAAUACGGCAUUUCUCGAGAGGCUCAGGAUGAACACGCCAUUGAAUCUUAUAAGCGUGCAGCUAAUUCUUGGAAGAAUGGUAUCUUUAAAGCUGAAGUGAUACCGGUGGUAAUCAAAGAUCGUAAAGGAGAAAUAAUUGUUGAUGAAGAUGAAGAUUACAAAGCUGUCAAAUUUGAUAAAAUUCCUCAAUUGAAACCGGCCUUCCAAGCAGAUGGAACUGUAACAGCGGCCAAUUCAUCUAAUAUUAAUGAUGGUGCAAGCGCUUUGGUUCUUACAACUAGUGAAAAGGCCGAGGAACUCGGUAUUAAGCCAUUGGCACGUAUUGUCUCAUACGGUGAUGUUGCCGUUGAUCCCAUAGACUUUACAAUUGCCCCAUCACACGCGCUACCAUUGGCAUUGAAAAAGGCUGGACUACAAAUUUCAGACAUUAGUCUUUUUGAAUUCAAUGAAGCAUUCAGUGUCGUUGCACGUGCUAAUGAACAAAUAUUAGGAUUGGAUCCAAAGAAAGUUAAUAUUGCUGGUGGAGCUGUAGCGUUAGGCCAUCCAAUUGGAUCGUCAGGAGCUCGCAUCUUAGUAACAUUAACGCAUUUGCUUAAAUCGGGGCAACUCGGUGCAGCGACAAUAUGUAAUGGUGGUGGAGCUGCUUCGUCAAUUAUUAUUGAAAAACUUUAA
This is a messenger RNA of Acaulospora morrowiae, 1233 nucleotides long. The record is from the annotation of a GenBank genome assembly. Lineage: Eukaryota; Fungi; Glomeromycota; Glomeromycetes; Diversisporales; Acaulosporaceae.